AUUACCAUCUUGUCAAAGACAGUUCAAAGUACCAUGGUAAUAUCCAUAACUAGCUUUUAAUUAGUUAUUAAAACCAUUUUCACAUUCCUUUUUGGGGAACUGCAUCCAGCAGAGCGUUUUGUCCAUAAAUGACUUCAUAAAGGAUUAUGAAAAUAUUUUAUCGAUCAACUAACUUCUUGUUUCACAGCCCUAAUAAGUAUCUAAUGACGCAAUGAUUUAUUAAUCCAAACUAUCCUCAACCAACCCUUUUUAUUUAAAGGUGUUUUCACAUGUUUGAGAAGACCACCGAUUGUGUGUACCUUUUGUUUGAAAUGAGGCAAUGUGUGUGUGUUGUGUCUCCUGAAAGCCCAUCAGAAGUCCCACGUGUCAGUCGGACUGUGUGUUUCUCACUCACACAGUAAAGCCUCAGUGGGGUCAUUUCUAAAGCACUGUAGGCUCAACACUGUCUCUGUAUUGUGCUCCCUUUUGUUGCCAAUGCAGACCUGGCAGGACAGGCCAGCCCGUAUUGUUUUUCCUCUCAGGUACAUAUGCUCUAGAAACCACUGGAAUGGGUUUUUUUUUUUAGCUUUAGCUGACCAUCCGCUGCCUUAAGUCAGGCAUAUUAUGGCAAUAAACGUUUCCUGAUUCCUCGAAGCCAGCUUCUUCCAAAUUAUAGCUGUCAUGAGCCAUGACAAGUGAUGACUAUCGUUAUAAUUAGUUUCACUAAAAAGUCAACUUCUACCACGCACACACCUUCAACUCAAGUUUUUAGCUAAAAAUAUCGUCGUAAUACAUGUGGAUCUUUCAUUAUUAGCAGAAUGUUUGUCCGCAAACACCAGUCGAUUGUCUCUUAAUUGUCUGAACUGUAUAGCAGCAGUACUUACCGGUUUACGUGGCCAUGGAGCUGAAUGUCAGUGGGAGCCAGUGCAGAGCGAGCAGGAGCCGGCUGGUGGACAGUACAGCAAGGCAGGCGUGGUUAUCAGUUAGAUAACAGGGCGGGGGUGGGUGUCUUUGUUUGGGGAGGGGGUUGUUGAGACUGCUCGUGUUCCCUGCGUUCACAGACCUGGUAAACUAAUAUAUCGGCGAGGCUGUGAACUUCUCCCCUGAAGUCACAUGUAGACAGAUGGUGCUUCUUUAAUCCUCCACGGGGACCAUCGUUUAGCCACAGCAGCGUUUAUACUUGCAGGUGAAGAAAUAAAAGAGUAAAGUAAAGUUCAAUCAGCCAUUUAAACAAUAACUGUACUUCAUUCUCGUUAAAGGUCAGGAAGACGAGCGUUGCCUCAGAAACCAUUUUCCAGAACUAAAAGUAGUUUUAUUCUAAAGCGGAUCAAGGAAGCACACAGAUGCUCCCUGAAGCAUGGGCCGAUAGGGGACCUGCCGCGUCCUGGAGUGCAGCUGUGGUCUGCAGGCCUCUGACAGCUGGCGCUCAGAUCCUGUGCUCCGUACCGGCAGGACUGAUACCCUGAGAUGGGCCCCCUGGGACUUAAUGAGCGUAGUGGUAAACUGACGACUUGUGAAUAAUUCAAUGCAAAAUGAUGCGGUGGCUGCAGGCAAAUCAUUUAAUAACACAAGGCCUGAAUCGCCUUGCAGAGGGGUGUCGGCCCCCCUGAGCGCCUCCAAGCAGGGCUUCAGCCUGGGAUGGUUGUCUUUGUCAAUGCUACAUUGCAACAGGUGGCUCAGAGCAUCACUCUGCUUUUGUUUCACAGGCCAACUUCAAAACACUCCUGAUGCGUGACGUUCAGAAGGGCUGAACCAAGUUCCUUUAAGUCCUAACACUAUUAACUACCACAAAGGUUAUUGAACUCAUUCUAACGUUUUCCCCCCCCGCCCUCCAAGGCUUGACCUGCAGAUAUGACGGACAGUCUGAAGACACGAUUUGACUUUCACAGCCCCGUCAUACAAGCCCAGACGGUGAGACAGCUUGUUGCUGCUGUGCUGAAGGAGAAAGAAACCAAUGGGAAAAUCACACAGUCCUGCACCCAGGGCCCGGCGCUGGAGGCCCUGUGGCAGCAGUGCUGCAGUGACUGCGCUCCGGUGCGCUCGGCCUGCUGCGAUGCCGUGGUGCUGCUGGUGGAUCAAGGCCACGCAGACCUGCACUACAUUCUCAACAGAGUCCUCAACCUGCUGCCCUCCUGCAGAAAUCCCCAGGGGCUGAUAAAGAACAUCGGACGGCUGCUCCAGAUGCAGGCCGACCAGAGAGAACGAGUCCCACACUUCAGCUGUCCUUACUCCAUCAGGAGCAGGCCUCACCCAUUCAUCACUGCGCUGGAGAACCGCGUGGACUGCUGGCCCACUCUGCUUCUGGAGAUUGAUGACUUCAUUGGCCAAGCUGCUGACAGAAGUGAACCCUCCUUCAUCACCAUGCUGGCCCCCUUCCUGCAAUACCUGUACUGUGAGCCUCAGAGGCAACCCCAGCACGCCCUGCUGCGGCACAGACUCCUCGGGGUGCUGCUGCCUGCACACCCAGGGGCUGGAUCGGUGCUCCAGGACCCCACGUCCCUAGUGUCCGAAAGCCUUCUGCAGUGCCUCUGUCAGCUGGUGCCACACAUGCAGGUGGACAGCGUGGAGGCGGUGCUGGAGCUGUGUGGAUUCGUGGACGCUCUGUUUCAGAACCUCGUCCCGGCCCCGAAGGAACGCUGGCGGACGGAGCGCGUCGGCCUGCUUCUCCACCUGCUCUGUGCCUGCCAGCGCUGCCUGGAGUUGAACGGAGACUGCCGCCCUCUGCUCAACGUGCUGCAGCGGGUGCUGCCCACCUGUCACCAGGAGCUGCCAUUGGAUGAGAUGUUGAUGGGCGUGGCUAUGCUCCUGUUAGAGGUCCCUGCAGCUCAGCAGACCAGCCUGCUCAGUCUGGCGCUGAGUUUAGUUCCUGAGCAGCCGGAGCCGUCGCCCUGGUUGAGUCCAGUCCUGGUUCUUCCUGUGCUACAGCUCCUGUCCUGCUCGGACCUCACAGAGCCGCUGGCCGACCGGCGGACACACAGCCUCAACAAGGAGCUGGCCCACAGGCUUCUGCGCCGCAUCAGCAGACAGGCGGGGAAACCCGGUCAGUCCGGUCCCCCGUUGGCUCUUCCUCUCACUCCGUGGUACAGCGAGCUCAGUGUGGCGCUGUUCUCGCUGCGUAGGGUGGCGGACCAUCCGGCGGCAGCAGCCGAGUGGCUGCUGUCCGUCUGCUCGGCUCUGUCGUCCGGCCACAGCCGGCUGGGCUCCGUGGCCCUCAUAGUGACCCACCUCAUCAUCGUGGGUGAGGAAGACGUCUGCCAGCUGGCUCUGAAAGCAUGCCAGGCCGUCGCUGCCGCAGACCCCUGCCAGGUCCCCUCCCUUAUUCCUGUUCUGUUGUUCAAACUUGGGAAGGAGAAGAAUCCGGUCCUGGCUCACGCUGUGCUGAACUGCCUGCCAAACCUCGGGACUCACAAGUUCUGUGUCCCCGUGGUGCUGCAGACUCUCCACAUGCUGGCCAGCACCCCCAAGCUCAGAGCGGUGGCCAUGCGCCUCAUGACCGCUCUUUGGAAGAAACAGGAUCGAGUCUACCCAGAGCUGCAACGUCUGCUGGGCCAGCAGGACAGCAGGGUGGUGGUGGGGAGGGACUCCCAGUGGGAGCAGAUCCUGGCCAGAGCCGCCUGCGUCAGGGACAUCUGCAGAGAAAGGCCUUACCAACAUGGAAGUGACAUGUUGGCUGUCAUCACACUUACUCUGAACCAGUGCACCAAACCAGACAUGGCCAUCCCUGCUGCUUUCGCCCUGCAAGGACUACAGGAGCUGUGUCGGGCAGAGGUGGUGGACAUUGUCUCAACAUGGAGGAGUCUGGGACCCGGGCUGAGCUGUGACUCGCGUCCCCUGAUCGUCAAAGCCAUAGCAGAACUUCUGGCUCUGGUUCCCCAGCUCACUGUCAAGUCGGAUGAAUACAAGAAAGUGAAGGAGGAGGUGGUCAGCUUUCUCUGGAAUUAUGCUGUGAGCAAGGAUCCAGAGGUGGCCAGCUGUGGCUACAGGGCUUUAGCAGAUUUUCCUGAAGCGGUCCACACAAUAAAUCUUCUUCCUGAGGCAGCCAGACCAGCUGCAAAGGUCCCUGAAAAUGAGGAGGAUGAAACGGUGAAGGAGGAAGAGGAAGAAGAGAAAGAUCUCUCCAUACCAGGUUCAUCGUAUGUGAAGCUGAUGGCUCUCACCCCUGUGUCGGUCCUACCAGCCUUCGAGCUCUUUCUGACCUCCCUGGUGAGGCAGGAGAUGAGCCAAAUGCCACGGGGGGUGUACUUCUCUGCCCUGAGGGGGGGGAACCUGCGUUCUGACCAGGGCAAAACCAUGGCCGGGAUCCCUUCAUUCAUGUUAAAAACGUAUGAGAAAAACAAGCAGCCUGGGCUGAAGCCUGGACUGGCAGCUGGCCUGCUGCUCUGUUACGAUCUGCCUGUGCAGACAGACCGUGAAGGCAGACGGAUCGAUCGAUUCCUCGUCAGUCGCAGCCGCAGCUUCCUACAGACCUUGGCAACCCUUAUUCACGAAGUGAACAUCCAGCCGUCUGAGUGGCACCGUGCUCUCCUCCUCCCUCAGGCCUGGAGAGGUUUCAUGAGCCGAGCUUUCCACGCUGUCCUACAGGGUCGACGUGCUGAAUUAGAGAUGCUGCAGAAACGAGGACAAGAGGAGCCUCAGGAGCUCCAGUACAAACAGCACUGUGCCUGGCUGUGGGCCAGAGAUCAAAUGGCAGACGUCAUCAAAGCUGCUACAAAGGACAGUCCUGUGGUUCAGGGGAACUCCAUCCUGGCUGUGAGCGGCCUAGCUGCUGUCCUGGCUAAAUAUGAGAGCAACCUGCCUGGUGAUGGAGACGGCAGCCUCGGGGCUGGACCCGAGUUUGUACCCUCGGCCAGCUGGCUGGCCAUUGUUGUCAACACCAUGCUCAGCAUCAGCAGCAGCAGCUACAAGGCCAAAGGACAAGUCUUCCCAUGGUUCCUACAUCGGUCCUACUCUGGUGAGAACACAGCGAGUGCCAUCGCUCGCUCCUGUGCCAGUCUGGCCUUGUCACUGCUGGUCCCGGUGCUGGUGGUGUGGCAGAGGGACGGUCUGGGACAGGUCCUGUCAGCGCUGCAGGCCGGCCUGCCGGGCUCCCCCACCGCCGACGACUCCCACGCCGUCCAGUUCCACUCCGGCCUGGCACUCGGCAUGGUGCUUGCCAGUAUGCACCACCAACGCCUCAGUGAUGUCUCUCUUCAGAAGGACACUGAUCUCAUCGGCUCUCUCGACGCUCUGGAAUGUUGCUCGUUCAACAACAACCUGGAAUACAAUACUGGCUGUGUGUUGGGUCUGGGUCUGGUGCUCACAGCUCUCUGCAGCAGUGGACAUACGGACCAACAUGUCCACAUCACCCUGACGCUGGACAAACUACUGUCCAACCUGCAGGACAGCAGUGGGCAGGGACGCAUGCACCAGGAGGUUUUGGCGUACUCUGUUGCGUGUAUAGGCGUCUCGGCCUUUAAUGGAGGACUUAUUGAUGCUGACAAGGCCGAGGAGGUCAUGAACACUCUGCGCACCCUGACUGAGGAGAGCCAGCAGACUCCAGGCUUCUCCUUGGCUCUGGGGCUGGUGGUCCACGGCCUGUCGAUGUCAGGCCAUGGCAAAGCAGAGGACAUCCAUCAUCGUCUGCUGGCAGCUUGGAUAAAGAUCUUAUUGGCCGAGGGUUGUCCUACUAUGCAGCGCCUGGCCGCCGCAAACGGCCUGGUGGCUUUAGUCGGAUCGGAGAGUUCCCUGAUCCAGCAAACAAGUGAGGUGGAACUUUCCUCCCAGAAACAGAGCAGGCUGAAUGAGGUUAUUCGAGCCAUCACACAGAUCAUAACUUCCUCAGGAGCCAUUGGUUUGCAGUCCAACAGUGCUUGUUUAGUUGGUCAUUUGCAUUUGGCCCACAUGUCCACCAGUCACAGUCACACUGCAGUCCCUCAGAAUUUCAGUUACCUCCCAGAGAAAAGCCUCAUCCGAUCUAUCGUUGACUUCAUCACAGAGGCAGGGAAAAAAGGUCCAGAGUUUGCUCAUCCUGCUCUGGUUAAAUCGGUUCUGACCCCACUGGCAUCGGUUGGAGCCAGCUUCCAGUACCCCCCCGUCAACUGGAGUGCUGUCCUGUCUCCUCUGAUGAGGCUCAGCUUCGGAGAGGAUGUUCAGCAUCAGUGUGUGCGGCUGGCAGCGUGUCAGGCUCAGUCCUCUCAGAGUGCCUCUCUCUUUCUGGGCCCCUGGCUGUCCCCACCCCUUGUGCACAGUCUCAGUUACCAGACUCGGGCUCAGCUGUUUGAGAGCCUCGGCUUGUGGAUGAAGCAUGUUUCUGAAGACAAGCUGCAGGUCCACAUGGAGAGUCUGGGUCUGCAGCAGUUCCAGGACGACCUCCGACCCCAGCGCCUGGCCCUGUGCCGUUCCCUGCUGCAGGGCCUCGCCCUGGCCAUGGCCCUCCAAAACCCCCCCAAUAGCUGCUGGACCAUCCUCUGCUCCAGCACUGAGAAGAUCUUCACCCUGCUGCCCAACAACAUCCAGGAUAAUGAAGUGGAAUUGUACAUGGGAAUUGCCAAAUGUCUGUCUGAGAUGUCUGAUGCAGAGAUUGAAAGAGUCACCCACGUCCAGGAGACUCAGAUGGAGAAGACUUGCUUCGUCCUCGCUUACUUAACCUCCCAAGGCCGGGUGCCCCUCCUGGGGCUCAAUGACAUCAUUGCUGGGGUGCUUCGUGGUUGGCCAAGCCGCAGAGUCGGGUGGCUUCUCCUGCAGACUUUUUACCAGUGUCGCUUGGCCACCAGCCCCAAUACUGGUGUUUCAAAAAGGAUGGAUUGGCUGCUGGAGCUGAUGGGACACAUCCGAAAUGUUGCCUACGGUGCAACAUCUGUCACAAUUGAAGACACCAAACUGGCCACAGACUUCCUGUUCCAGGUCUUUGCUGCUGCCGUAGUUUCCUGGGGGGACCACUCCAUGCCCCUCCUCCUAGGCAUCAGGGCCCAGUGGUUCCCAUGGCAAUCCGACUCAAAGCCCCAAACUCUGCGACAUCGUCUGUACGGUGAGGAGUCGCUCACAGACCGCGCCCUGCCACAGUGCCUGCUGGGUAUGCCCUGCAGCCUGGCUCUACUGCUCGCCAAAGAACCAUGGAGCAGCCAGACGCACAAGUUCAUAGAGUGGCUUUUCACCGUCAUAGAAGGUCCUGAUCAGACUCUUUCAGCCACAACUGUCAGCACAGCCAAAGCUGCCCUGUUGGCCCUGAAGUCCUCCGCUGAGUUCAAGAAGAAAGCCGUAUGGACCAGAGCAUACGGGUGGUAGCCCAGAAGAGCUCUGACAGACUGUCACCGUGGCAACGCAUGCAGGGGUUGCCAUGCUGGACAUGGCCCUGGAUGUGUGAGGCUUAUCCAGCAGAAAUGGACCUCAUCACAACAUCUAGAGGGUCGUGUUCCAGCAGUAUAUGCUCAUUAAGGUUCAAAUAUUU
Messenger RNA from Pungitius pungitius (ninespine stickleback), 7405 nucleotides. It is a transcript of the gene focad, whose product is annotated as focadhesin. The record is from RefSeq and is a predicted model, not a curated record. Bases 1831 to 7242 code for a protein of 1803 amino acids. The transcript is spliced from 43 exons. Lineage: Eukaryota; Metazoa; Chordata; Actinopteri; Perciformes; Gasterosteidae. Gene Ontology annotation, biological process: regulation of post-transcriptional gene silencing.